AUGGGUUCUAUAACCACUGACACGUCCAUGGAUACUACGCCAUCCAAAAUAAAAAUUGCCUUGUACGUCCUGGAUACUAGUGUAGCCAAAGCGUUAAGUUUUAUAAAACUGACAUCUAGGGACAAUCUGCAGUACGUUUUAUCACCGACCGAAACUAACUUAGCUCGUGGAAGUCGUAGAGGCCGAGGGGUUCGUACUAGAGGUGGGAGGGGACCAUCUCAAGUUAGGAGAUCACCUAGUGAAAAUGAUCUGCCGUCUAACGACGGGAGCCAUAGAGGCCAUGGUAGUCGUGGCGACCGUGGCAACCAUUAUGGUGGAGAACGCCCUAACAGUCGGAGACACCGGGGAGGCCGAAGAGGACGCGGAGGACACGACAAUCAGCCCUCCCAAGCAAGGAUCAGUGAACUAGACUUAAUUCGCGCUCAGCGGCAGCUCACCCAGAAGCGUGUUGCAGCGCUGCCAGCAGAAGUAAAAAGGGAGCUUUUAACUCGCAAGCGUGACUCUGAGGUUGCUAGAGUUAUAAUGCCUGACGCGCCUCCGCGCAAAAGGCGCGCCCGAUUGGCGUCGCCGGAGCGCGAAACAUGCGAGUUCAUGGAACCAGAAUGUGAUAGCCAGCGUAAAAAAAUUAUUAUUUUAGAGGAUAUACAAUUGGUGCCCCCCAAACACGCCGAAAUCAUGGCUAACGUCGAGAUACAUAACAUUCAACAAUCGCCGCCCGGGGAUGUCGAGAUAGAUGAAAUUCAACUAUCUCCGCCCAGGGACGUGGAGAUACAAGACCUGAAACCUAGAGAUUUGCUGCGUAUCGGAAACAAUAUGGUAGCCGAGGCUGAUGACGAAGUAACUGUGACGCCUUCCACUAGCAAACAGCGUACUUCGAUUGGGGUUAUUGACAAGAAUUUCGACGUUGUCGUUGGCGACUGGAUAAAACUGACCGAUGACCUAAGUGACUGUGACAUGGACACAGAAAACGAGGACUGCUUUCUCCCUGUCAUGACCUCACGCAACGCUACGGCGGAGCCUGCAGCUGAAACUGACAUGACGUUGUACGAGACAGUUCAGGACAACUUUGGCGGAAGACUUACUAAAGUUACACCGACAUAUUGA
Molecule: messenger RNA, 1104 nt
Organism: Parnassius apollo (apollo)
Lineage: Eukaryota; Metazoa; Arthropoda; Insecta; Lepidoptera; Papilionidae
Source: the annotation of a GenBank genome assembly